AUGGCACGAAUGAACACUGGAGACGCGUCUUCGGCGAGCGAAGGACCGGGGACCUCGCCGAUUGCUCCCAUGACCGCGACCGACGAGCGCGUUCAUGUCUCCGAGGGUGCCGAUGUGCGGAUCCAAGUCGUCCCCGUCAAGGCAAAGGUAGACUCGUCAACAUCAACCGCAUGUCUCGCGGUCGUUCCUACUAUCGCUACGUCGGGCAAGACCAAGGGGCGCCGCUUGAAGCGCAAAGCGUCCGUCAUCGACUCCGUCAAGCCCGAGGGCAACGCGCCCCAAGAACGCGCCCCUCCCACCAAGAAGCCGCGCAAGCCACGCGUCCCACGUGCAAAGCCCACAGCGCGCCCGGUCGACCCCGCCGUACCCAAGAAGCGGCGGGGGCGACCGCCGAAAACCCGCACAGAGGCUCCCGGCGCGCGACCUCCGUCGCCUCCCCUCCCGACGUUCCGUCCUCCCUCACUCCCGGCCUAUCCAGACGACGCCCCAAUCGCGCGAGCCCCGUCGUUCGACGGCCCGAAGCACCCGCCGCUCGCGCGCGGGGGCUCGAUCUCGAGCGUCGGCGCGCUCUCGGGCCUCGCCUGGGACCCGGCGGGGUUCGCGAACAUGCACCUGAGCGCGCUGCCGUGGCUCGCGGGCGCGGCGUACGCGCCGGUCCCCAUCCACUUCGCCGAGCGCGAUGUGCUUUUCGGUGAGCAUUAUCCCCUUCUAUGGGACGUGACGGAGGACGCCGAGCUGACGAUCGCGCGCGGUACAGAUCCCUUCAGCAGCGCCGACGACCCGGGACGUGCGACGACCUUUCCGACUGCGUACGUUCCCAUUCCCGUCGGCGUCGCAUGCUUUGGACGGUACUAG
Messenger RNA from Epithele typhae, 855 nucleotides. RefSeq lists its product as uncharacterized. The coding region runs from base 1 to 855 and encodes 284 amino acids. Lineage: Eukaryota; Fungi; Basidiomycota; Agaricomycetes; Polyporales; Epitheliaceae. The transcript is spliced from 2 exons. The record is from RefSeq and is a predicted model, not a curated record.